Molecule: messenger RNA, 2704 nt
Organism: Plasmodium vivax (malaria parasite P. vivax)
Lineage: Eukaryota; Apicomplexa; Aconoidasida; Haemosporida; Plasmodiidae
Product: S-adenosyl-methyltransferase mraW, putative
Exons: 2
Coding region: 1-1416 (471 amino acids)
Biological process (GO): rRNA base methylation
Molecular function (GO): rRNA (cytosine-N4-)-methyltransferase activity
Source: RefSeq, a predicted model, not a curated record
AUGCCCCUUUGGAAGGAGGCGCUCUGUGCGUGGGCCGUUCUUUCAAUCGCUGGUCAGCGAAAAAAAAAAAGAAAAAUAAAAACAUCCCGAAGAAGCGGCGUAAGAUCCAACCGCCAGCCCUCCCACUUUGCGACCAACCAAGAAGGGGAAAGUCAAGAUGAAGCCAACAUACUAGACAGCUCGUAUGUCUACCACACCCCCGUGCUGGCUGACGAAGUGGUACGCUACCUUAGGGGUGACCCCCCCGGAGAGGACACCACGGAAGAGGGCCCGGUAGAAGUACACCGCGCAGAAGAGGGCCACUCAGAAGGACACCACGCAGGAGGACACCCCACAGAUGGAGUAGAAUCACAGGGGGAAAGGAAAAAUGGAAAGAGCCCAAACGGGGGGACGCAACAAAGGGGUGCUUUUACCACGCCCCUUUCGUCUACAUCUCUCUCACGACUCCCCCCAAGGGAGAAUCCCCCAGUUGAGUACUUCAUCGAUGCGACACUGGGAGGUGGCGGACACACUCUGGAGAUGUUAAAAAAAUUGGCACCAACAAGCAAAGUGAUCGCCAUAGACAAGGAUAUAGAAUCCAUUUAUUACAACCAACAGAAGCUGCAACGUUAUGUAGAUGCGAACAAGCUGACCAUGAUACAUGGCGACUACAGAUACAUCAUUCACCUCCUGCACAGGUAUGGCCUUCCCCUGUUUGGCAGCUACAGUGGCAUUCUACUCGACCUGGGUGCAUCCACGCACCAGCUGAGGUGUGGGAGGAGGGGGUUCAGUUACAAGCACAACGGCCUCCUUGACAUGAGCAUGGACAGGUACACCGACGAGGAGUACGCCCGGAUGUGCAGGGAGGGUGCGGAACGCGGGGGGAGCGGUUCGAACGGGGGUUUCCAGGUUAAGCAGGCCAACCGGGCGAACCCCCAAACCGAGCCGCCUAAACGAAUCGGCGAAAUCCUCAACACGUACAGCCCCCAACAGCUGAGGCACAUCAUGCACACCUACGGUCAGGAAAAAAAGGCGUCUAAAAUUGCCAAAAAAAUUGCACAAUGGAGGAAAAGCAGAGGAACUAUCACAACCACGCAUCAACUGAGAGACAUCGUUCUUUCCACAUGCAAACAAAAUUACAAAGCAAACCAAAAAGUGCUGUCCAGGGUGUUUCAGUCAUUUCGAAUCUACGUGAACGAUGAAAUGAAGGCCUUAAAGGAGUUUUUAUUAUCAAGCUAUAAAUUGUUAAGGGCAAGAAAAAGGCUCGUCGUUAUUUCGUACCAUUCACUGGAAUACCAGUGCGUGGAGAGGUUUGUUCACAGCAGGAAAAACUUAUGGGAAAAAAUUAACGACGUCGAUAUAACCCCCAGCGAGGGGGAGUUAAAGGCCAACAAGUCUGCGCGCUCCGCCAAAAUGUCCGUUUUUGAGAAAGUUUAGCUGCCCAUAUGAGGGGUGUGGGCUGAAAGACAUCUUCUUAUGCUACUCUCCGCACCUACAUGGUGUGUAAAUCCGUUUGGCUCGUUUGCUCAUCCCCAGGGAUGCGUCGCUUAUUAUCAUAUAUAUUAUAUAUAUAUAUAUUUUUUUUUUUUUUUUUUUGUCCGUUUAACACGCUGGGGAGUGCUUUACUCAGUGGUAGUUACACACACACGGCAAACUCAAACGAGAAGGUGUGACCAUCUGCACUUUGUUCACCUGUCCAUGUUAUCUGUUCUGGCAAGGUGGGGUGCGUCUCCCCCGCAUGCACACAAAUACAUAGAAAAACCCAUGCAUGUGUUGAGAAACGCUGUCCGCUGUAACAGGAAAACGGUACAUAUGCGGCACGAUAUUUUCCCUCUUUUUUUUUUUUCUCUUUAACUUUACAAAAAAAGCAAAGCUGGCAAGUUAUCUAUCCCAUUUGCUCGGCUAGGACAGUGUGGUCACCUCUUAUAUGCAGGCGCCUGCCUGUUUCUUCUUAUCCUUCCGCCGUAGCCAGUUUUCCGCCUGAUGUAUUCUGUUCCGUUCAUAAUUUUCCUUUUCCGAUCGGAGAAGCAUCGCACUUGCGCCUGUUUUGCGAGGGGGGUAUGGGAAGAAGGGGCACAGCGUGUGAAAGGAGGGAGGCAGUUCGCUCAGAGGCAGUUCGCCGUGAGGCAGUUCACACGUGAGGAAUUGCAAAACGUGAGCUCAGAGUCACCCUUGCUAAGCCGCACAGCGAGUGGCCCAAAUGACUGACAUGCAGAGCAUCCUCCACUAUGCCGCUCUCCUGUAAACCUUACCAAAAGUUUUGGCACAUUGGCCAUUUUUACGAUCAUGCUGAUACCGUUCAUGUUGUACAUCAGAAGGGGGGGAAAGGAUGAACAAUUAAAGCGAGCGCGUGAAAAGCUACAACGCUGCAAAUGCGCAAAGGAGGUAUUCACCCGUUUGGAAGAAUUCCACUCGUUCUUAUGAAGGGGAAGCUAUCAAAGUAACGUGCGACAGUCUGCUUUUCCCUUUUAGCCGAUGUAGGGCAAGUUUCUGCCUGCCUGUGUCCUUGCCCGACGAGAAGUGGGUCCCCCCAGUUGGCCGAAAAGUGUUUGAGGAAGAUGCGCGAGAGUUUAAAAUGGUCGCUUGUUCAACUGUUCAAACGUUCACUUGUUCACUUGCUCACCUGUUUGGCUUCCCCUCCAUUUACAAAACGAACGGCGAGCGUGAGGAUGCUUGCCUUUCCCGCAGCUCCAAACAUGUAUGUGCAUAUCUUCUGACCGUUCAU